AUGAUUAUCAAAAGUGAGGCGAUCAGCCAGCUUUUCUCCAGUUUCUUAAAACAAUCUCCAUUGACUCCAGACCAUGCUUCUUAUUCCUUAUCUUUGAUUGAUUACGAUAACGAUGGUCAAGUCUUGUUUUCUUCACUAGAUUCAAAACUAGCAAAGUCGGAAAUCGAUUUCAAGAAUCAAAAUAAAAACAACCAAAGUAUCAGCGCUCAAAAUAAUUUCAAUAGCAUGAAUUUAUUACUUAAAAAUCUAAACUAUCAAGUUUAUCAGGAUUCUCUAAAACAAAGGACCUCUUCCACUUGUUCUUCCACAAAUAUACAUUCUACUAUUAGUUUAAAUCUCUCAUCUACUAGUGAAAAUGAUAUAAAUAAACAGUAUUUACCAGAAGACCAGGAAAUUGAUUUAUCUGAUUUGGAUUCACAAAAUAAAUAUCCAUAUUGUAGCGCAGCUACAAAUAAAAACACAAAACAGAAAAACACUACUACUAUCAAUAAUAGUACUGGUUCCAUUUAUUCAUCAAUUUGUAGUUUUUUCACAUCAAAAUUUAAAAUUUUUUCAACUGAAAAAAAAACAGAUUCAAAUCCUCCUCAAAAUGAUUCUAAUCCUCAAAUGAAUGAUAAUGCCAGAUCUUUAAUGGAAGACAAAUUAACAAUGGAUUCUCAAAUUUUCUUGAAUUUAAUUAGCUUUUAUGCUUAUAAUUUCUUUAAAAUUUACUUUAAAAAUUUAUUAAAUUAUUCCAAUAUCAAUAUCAAUGACAAUAAAAAUAUCAAUGACAAUAAAAAUACUAAUAUAUUCAAUAAUAAUAAACUUAAUAAUGAUUUAAUUAAAACCCCAAUUCAUUUACAUUUCAAUUUGAAUAACAAAAAAAUCUUUCUAACUCUCUUUCAAAGGGACUUGAAUCUAUUCAAAAAACUAUCAAACCAGUCAGAAACUGACUUGGUCAUUAACGAUUUGUCUGACAAUAUUUUUACUUCAAAGGAUUACUCAUUAUCCUCCUCUUUUUCUUCAUCAUACUCAGAAUCUUCCUCCUACACAGUUCCUUCUUCACUACCUAACAAAAAACAGAGAAAAUUCUCAAAAGAAUUUCCUGAUUAUAACAAUGAUGGCUAUAAUGGUGAUGACGAAUCAGAAGAUAACUCAAAUCACCAUUAUGAUUUGGAAUCAUCUUCAAAAUAUCUAAUCAUGUUUGUUUCAGAUAAACAUUAUCCUGAAGGCUUUGCCAAAUUAAAAUUAAACAAAUUAGUUAAAGUUUUACAAGAAAAUGGUUUGUAA
Messenger RNA from Ascoidea rubescens DSM 1968, 1269 nucleotides. RefSeq lists its product as uncharacterized. The transcript has a single exon. The record is from RefSeq and is a predicted model, not a curated record. Bases 1 to 1269 code for a protein of 422 amino acids. NCBI's taxonomy places the organism in Eukaryota, Fungi, Ascomycota, Saccharomycetes, Ascoideales, Ascoideaceae.